AUGUCAACACUUCCUUCUCAAUACUUUGAGUUUAAAAGUGUCUGGGAAUCAGUUCCUAUAGAGACACGAACAAUAAAUCUGCUACUAGAAAGGUUAAGACUCAUUGAGCAAAGAUUACCAGCAAAGAAUGAUGAAACGGAAGCGUUGUUUGCAAAAUCGAAAUAUAAAAAGAAGAGCGAGCCCAAGACGAAAGAAGAAUUUCACAAAAAGGAUAAAAAAUGCUAUAUAUGUCAUGAAGUUGGACAUAUUGGAAGGCAUUGUCCAGAAAAAAUGAAGAAAAAGAAGCUGACAGAUUCUAAAAAGGACUCGAAAACAGAAGGAGAUGCUUUUCUAGCCAUUGUAGAUGAUGGAAAAGCCUUUUAUACCUCUGUCAACGGUAUUGUGGAUCGAGAUGCCUGGUUGGCUGACUCUGGGGUUUCUACACAUAUGACAAACUGCGAAAAACACUUUGUUACAUAUGAAGCAUUUUCCACACCGAAGACUGUACAAGUAGGAAAUAAAGAAAUAAUUUUAGCCUAUGGAAAAGGUAUGAUAAAUGUUGAAAUGUAUAAAAGGUAA
This is a messenger RNA of Solenopsis invicta (red fire ant), 558 nucleotides long. RefSeq lists its product as uncharacterized. The coding region runs from base 1 to 558 and encodes 185 amino acids. Gene Ontology annotation, molecular function: zinc ion binding; nucleic acid binding. Lineage: Eukaryota; Metazoa; Arthropoda; Insecta; Hymenoptera; Formicidae. The transcript has a single exon. The record is from RefSeq and is a predicted model, not a curated record.